AUGGAGGUCGUGGAGUUUCCAUUUUCUGCUGCUCGUGGAGUUUCGUCUUCCAGCACGCCGGCAGGGGAGCGUGGAAUAGUGUGUGUUGAUAUUGAGGGGGGCUUGAAUGGAUGGAGUACGGGUGGAGAUUUUUGUGGGAGGAGCGGGUGCUCGGCGGUGGCGGGAAGUUUUGAAAAUUUUCGGUCUUUGGGUGUUGAAUGGAGUUUGGCGGUAAAGCCGGGGACUUUGGGUGGGGGCAUUACUCGUCUGCGUGGCGUGGCCUUCUCCGUUUCCCUUUUUAUGGAUCGCCACCGUAUACAGCUGCUCCUUCUCCGGUGUUAUCAGCUGAUUUUGGCCGGAUAUAUCCUGCACUCGAUUCACCUUUCACUAUUCAACGAAUUCAUGCCCGUCGGCGGCAGACUCAGAUGUCCUUUCCAGUUGUUGUUCGUCUCUUUCUUGCUGGAGUGUAACAGACAUGGGGCCUUUCCGGUUUGCUUCAGCUUCUUGUCCAUCACUAGAACCCUCAGCUUCUUGGUGGCCAAAGGCAUAGACGUUACCUUCAGCUCUGUUACACCAGUGCCUUUGAAUCCCAUCGAGAGAUCUUUCGCCGCUAUUUCUGAAUUUGAACAUUCGACAGCUGAUAAAGUGAGAGGAGAGGCCAUUGACCUCUCGCAGCAUCACUCGGUAGAACUUCUGUCGCAUCCUCAGUAUGAGAUGAAAUCCCAACCUUCUCAGCCUCAACGCAAGUACUCUUAUGUUCAUCUUCAGUUGGUUUGGUCCAGGUUUCAGCCCUUGUUGACUCUUGCUCGCCUUUAUUGGCAGAAUACAUUGGUAGCCGUCUGUACAUAUUUUGGAGAUUCAGCAUCUGAAGUUGACCUGUCAGCACCAUCACCGUCACUUGUAUCUCUGAUAUUCAGAGCUGCAGAAGUGAAGUCUGAUAUUAUUUCUUUGCUUGCUUCCUUCUCUUUGUUCUUUUCAAAUUCUGUCUCCUCAAAGUCAUAUGUUGCCUCGAGCCACGUUUCUUCUAUGGGAUUUAGACUAGGCUUGGUUGCUGAAUCUUUUUCUGACACGACAUCGGAUGAUGGAACUUCCUCCAAUGCAACAGAGUUGGAACUAACAUUGGAUGAUGGAAUUUCCUCUAAUGCAACAGACUUGGAACUAUCUGACAUACUGCUAUUUUCUGGUGCUUUGGUGGGGCCAUCCUCUACCACUGUCUUCUUCUGUGCAUCAAUCUUAGUAGAAUCCUGCUCUGGUGGUUCAGAUGUUGAGCUGGUAACUCUGGCCACAAGCUCAUUGCUUUCAUCUGAUGCAUUUAGGCCAAAUGCUUCAAUCUCCUCCGUUACUUGCGAGGGCUCGUCAGUUGUUUCUUCUUUUAUCAAUGCAUCAUCUGUGAUUUUCUCAUUUUCAACAAUGCCAGCUAUGAAAGAGCCUUCAUUAACAAGCAGCAUGGUUUUCAUCCAAACCUCAGUAAUGUUUCCCGUCAAAUCUUCUGCAAAAGUAGUUUUUUCUGAUUCAUCUGGUUUGGUUGCUGAGGAUUCUUCUUUGUCAAAAUCUAGAACAUUGGUUGCAAUAUCCUACAGCAAGAAUCGAAAACUUCAAGAAUUCGUGGCUCAACAUCAUUGUUGUUCCCAGUUGAAGCAUUUCUCUGAGAUGGUUCGUGCAGUUCAUCUACUUCCACUGGAGAUUUCUUGUGGAUCUGCAGGUGGGACUUGGUCCUCUUUAACUGAAGCAGAUGCUUUAUCAUCAGUUUCUACUUGCAAUGAAACAAUA
Striga asiatica is the source of this 1749-nucleotide messenger RNA. NCBI's taxonomy places the organism in Eukaryota, Viridiplantae, Streptophyta, Magnoliopsida, Lamiales, Orobanchaceae. The record is from the annotation of a GenBank genome assembly.